Messenger RNA from Hermetia illucens (black soldier fly), 1811 nucleotides. RefSeq names its product zinc finger protein 26-like. The transcript is spliced from 2 exons. Gene Ontology annotation, cellular component: nucleus. Gene Ontology annotation, molecular function: zinc ion binding; DNA-binding transcription factor activity, RNA polymerase II-specific; RNA polymerase II transcription regulatory region sequence-specific DNA binding. The record is from RefSeq and is a predicted model, not a curated record. Bases 154 to 1713 code for a protein of 519 amino acids. Gene Ontology annotation, biological process: regulation of transcription by RNA polymerase II. NCBI's taxonomy places the organism in Eukaryota, Metazoa, Arthropoda, Insecta, Diptera, Stratiomyidae.
ACAGAAUGAUGACGCAAGCCCUCUGGCGCUUGCAUGAUAUCUGACCUCGUGUAUCAUGCAACGAAGCCUGGAGCUGAUAAAUAAAUGGCAAUCAGCUGUUGCUUGUUGCUAGUGAACUUGGAUUUUUAAGUUGACUGAGAGAGAGGCGGGAAUAUGGAGCCAUGCAGACUAUGCCGAAUGAAAAGUGAGAAGUUAAUUUCUAUUAGAAUUAAUGGCGAACCAGAAAGUAGUGACGUGACCCGUAAUAUAAAGGAAAUGCUGAAAAUAUUUCGCAAUCUGGAAACACUGUACCUAGAGGACUUUCCGAAUGCCGCUUGUUCCAUUUGCUGGCAAAGCUUGAGAUUUUGCUAUCAGUUUUAUUCAAAAAUACUUAAUGCAAAAGAAACCUUGUCAGACCAGUUAACAUCCGAAAAUCCGAAGUGGCGGAAAAUAGUGCCUAAACUGGACAAGGAAAUCGAAACCAUAGAGUCCGAACGCAAAGCGUCUAAUCGAAAACGAAGAUAUACAUGCGAAGAAUGCUCAAAGUUAUUUACAUCACAUCGGCAACUGCUUUCUCACCAUAAAUCUCACGAAGUUGAGAAUGUCUGCCAGCAUUGUGGAACUUUCUUUCUAGAUGACCAAGUACUUCGCGAUCAUGUAGCAAAUAAUCAUAUUGACUUGAAGUAUGAGUGCCUGAGAUGCCAAACAUCAUUUGUGUCAAGGAGUUCUCUUUGGAAACAUCUAAAGAAAACCCAUGAUACAGUUGAUCGGGAAUAUUACUGCAAUGAAUGUCAAAGGUCUUCGUUCAAAGGUCGAGAGAGAAUUGAAAAACAUAUCAACAGCACUCAUCCAAUUCCUCGCAAAGUGAUGACAAACAGCCAAAUUUUCACAGAGAAAGCUGAUGAUAUUGAACCAGACAUGAUUGAAGAGUUUCUUGAAGACAUGGACGAAGAAUUUCUAGACGAUAUCUUGCUGAAUCAGGAUCAGAAUUCAUUUUGUUGGGAUGAAUUAAGCCUAACACCGUUUGAAGAAGAUUUCAAUACAUCACUUCGCCCCGCAGAGGUAUUUGAAGUCGGGCGGUACAGAUGUCCGCAAUGUACGCAGCACUUUCCCGGACAGUAUGGAUUAACCCAACAUUUGGCUCACUAUCACGACGAAUUUGUUCUCAUAUGCAACGCGUGCGGGUCGGCUUUCAACCGAAGUGCAAAGCUUAAAGAGCACUCCAAUUUACACGCGACAGAUACAUUAAACGAUAUAACAGCGUUAGCACAACUUUCCGCCCAUUCCUCCUCCGUACAAUGUUCAAUUUGCGAUAAAACAUAUAAAACGAUGGCUGGACUAAAAUAUCAUUUGAAAACGCACACUGGAGUUAAACCAUUCACCUGUCCAUAUUGCAAGAAAAAAUUCACCGCUAAUGUGAAUCUGAACGCGCACAUACGAUACGUUCAUUCGGAGACCAAACCCAAUCUAUGCACCCUUUGCGACAGGAAAUUUGCAACUUUGGAUCACUUGAAGAAACACGUAAUGAGUGUCCAUCAAAAGGAGCGAAAACAUCUGUGUAGUGUUUGCGGAAAAAGUUUUUCGCAGGCCUCGCAUCUUACCCAACAUUCACUCAUUCAUUUAGACCAAAAACCAUUUUUGUGUAAUUGCUGUGAAGCAGGAUUUUUCAAAAGGAUUGAUUUGCAGCGACAUAUAGAGAAAUGUCAUGUGAGUCAGACGAAGAAGGAAGAGUGAUUUCAAACAAGACUGAACAUUGCACAAAUUGUUACUCGACUAGAAAACUCAAUAGCAUAAAUUAGAAGUUAAUUUUACUUCAAAUAAAAGAAAUACAA